AAGAUAGUUAGACUUACAAGAGUAAUGUGAGUUUUCUGUCCUCAUUUGAGUUGAUCAUGGGUGAAAGAAUUCUAAUGUUCCUACUACUCAUUUUCAGUUCUUUGUUAGUUGUCACAGCAAGAACAGCGAAUCGAGAUUACCAAACUCUGCUGGCUCUAAAGAAUGAGUGGCAGAACACACCACCGGAUUGGGAACGCUCGAAUGAUCCUUGUGGCGAUGGUUGGAUUGGCAUUGGGUGCAUCAAUGGAGCCGUUACCUCCAUAACACUGUCAAGCAUGCAUUUGACCGGCCAGCUUUCAUCAGAAAUAGGAGGACUAUCUGAAUUGCGGAUUCUGUACGUGUUCUACUUUAGUCUUGUAUUGUAA
Messenger RNA from Arachis duranensis, 365 nucleotides. RefSeq names its product leucine-rich repeat receptor protein kinase HPCA1-like. Bases 57 to 365 code for a protein of 102 amino acids. The transcript is spliced from 3 exons. Lineage: Eukaryota; Viridiplantae; Streptophyta; Magnoliopsida; Fabales; Fabaceae. The record is from RefSeq and is a predicted model, not a curated record.